Messenger RNA from Myzus persicae (green peach aphid), 1222 nucleotides. RefSeq names its product regulator of microtubule dynamics protein 1-like. Gene Ontology annotation, cellular component: cytoplasm; mitotic spindle pole; spindle microtubule. The transcript has 7 exons. Lineage: Eukaryota; Metazoa; Arthropoda; Insecta; Hemiptera; Aphididae. The record is from RefSeq and is a predicted model, not a curated record. Gene Ontology annotation, molecular function: microtubule binding. The coding region runs from base 252 to 1169 and encodes 305 amino acids.
CGUAACGUGAUAAUAAUUUAAUGCAACAUCGAACUAUCGAAGUUCAAUUAAUUGGCAAAAAGUCGAAACUACAAUAAUAUUAUUGAUUACUAUUUAUUUUAUUAUGUUUAGUACUUACUGCUUGUAUUGUAUACGAUAUACUUACUAGUUAAAUCUGCGAUACUUCCGGUCGGUGGCCAAGGAUAUUAAACCACACAUUCGCAGCCUCGCGAGCUCGCAGCGACUCGGACUAUUUCGUUUACGCUUCAGAAAUGUUCCGGAACCGGGUGAAACAGAUCAGUUGGUUCGUUUACGAAUCGUUCGCAAGGACUGUUGGAUACCGGCAGGUCCAUCGUGCCAUCAAGUCAUCUCCAAAUAUCCGACUUCCGGUGACGUUGAGCCUAGCCCUUCCCUUCUUUGGCAACAAAAAGACAAGCUUAACACAAGCCAACGAACGCGAUUUGGACGUCGACGAUGACAAACUAAUCUUGCAACAAAAACUUAUUGAAGCUGAUCAGCUUUUUCUGGCGAAUAAGUAUGAGGACGUUGUACGUUUACUUGGAGAGUACAAGGACAAAAAUGACGUACAAGUACUAUGGCGUUUGAGCAAAGCUGAAUACAAUAUGAGUUUAGAUGAGAACAUUAGCAAGGAGAAAAAGAAAUCUUUGAUAUCAUCAGCACAUGAAUCUAUUAUUAAAGCAUUAAGCAUUGAUUCGAAUAUAUCUGAAGUUCACAAAUGGGCUGCUGUCUUAAUUGAUGCAUACAGUAAUAUCAAUUUAGGAAUAAAAGAACAAUUGCUUAAAUUGGAAACUGUAAAAUUUCAUUUACAAAUGGCAUUGGAACUAAACCCAAAAGAUCCAUUUAUACGAUACAUGAUUGGUUAUUGGUGUUACAAUCUUGCUGAUACCUCUUGGUUUCGUAGAAAACUUGGAUCAAUUAUAUUUGGCACUGAAAUUCCUGAGUCGACAUACGAAGAAGCAUUAGAAUAUUUUAGAGAAGCUGAAUCAAUUCAACCUAAGUUUUACUGCAAAAAUCUUCUUAUGUUGGGCAAAACAUUUUUGAAGAUGGACAACAAGUUUAGUGCCGAGUAUUAUCUGAAACUAGUCACUCAAUAUCCUGUUAAAACUGUUGAGGACCAUCAGGCCAAAAUUGAAGCAGAAAAAAUUCUUAAAUCAUCGUUUGGGUUAUAAUAAAACUACUAUAUUUUUCUUCUGCAAUUUCAUGACAUUUGGAUUAUCUUCAC